AUGUCUAAGGGUCAAGAAGAUAGGUCACCUGUAUUGUUAUUUGCAGUAUUUUCUCUUGCGUCUUUCACAAACGUUCACGGAACACAUGGAUGGGACUAUUUUGUGUUCAGUUUAGAAUGGCCACCUACCUAUUGUUCUUCUCAUACCUGUAACCUACCUCGUCAGAUGAGAAAAUUCAACAUUCAUGGAUUAUGGCCCACCAUUUGGCCGAAUGGUAGUCCAACAAACUGUUCCAGAAAUGAAGAUUUUAAUGUGAAAAGUAUUGAGCCUAUUUAUAAAGAGUUACAAACGGAAUGGUCAAAUUUAGAGGAUUAUGAUGAUCCUGAAGACUUUUGGAAAUAUGAAUGGAAUAAACAUGGAGUGUGCUCAGUGAAUAGUGCGGUUAUCUCGAAUGAAUUAGACUAUUUCAACACUUCUCUGGUUAUUAAAGCAAAAGUGAAUAUAAUGAGACGUCUUGAGUCGAUUGGAAUCAAACCAGACAACAAAGUUAACUUAAAGAGAGAUGGACUUCUUGUACAAUUGAAAAAGCUGUUCAAUGUAAAUGUACAGAUUUCUUGUACCUUAAAACAUCGUCAACCGCCAAAAUUGUCUGAAAUUCGUGUUUGUAUGAAUCCUACUUUGGACUUCAUCAGCUGUCCAACAUCAGAAGAAGCAGAAAAUGUAGAAGGAGGAGAACACAACCACGAAGAGCAACAACAACAACACCCUUUUAGUGUUUGUUAUGCUAAUGAAUUCGGAGUUAAUAAUGAUGUCUGUGAGACACAUUUACCAUGGUUAGAUCUUUUCCCCAGUUGUCCAAGCCAACAACAAGAACAACAACAACAACAGCAGAUGUGUACACCGCCAAUGUUAACAUCAAAUUCCCCAUGUCCUGAAGAGUUUAUAUUUCCAGAUUUUACAUGAUUUACACUUAUAAGAAAAAGAAAUCAUCUCUUUUUUUAAAUUAAUGUAUACUCUUUAAAUGAAAGAGUGAGUUACAGACAGCAUGGCUGUCAUAUACUACUUAUGAAUAUACAUGUGAUGUUGUUGUUUUCUUUUUUUAAUGUUAUUAACUCUUACUUUAUGUCUAUUUGUAUCCUUUUAUUUUUGUAUGCUUUUUUGAAAUGUACUCAAUGUUUUACACUGAUCUGUUAGUUAUUUGUAUUAUUUUUUUUUACUAUUAUCACCACUAUUCUGGUUUUACAUUACUGUUUUUCUGUUUAUUUUUGAAAGAAAACAAAAACUGCAAUCAUCAUUUAGCAUGCGAUAAAUACAUAGCUAGUUGUAUUUUGAGAAAAAAAGAUAAAAAAUCUUGCAAUGUAUGAACUCUCUAUGGUAUCUUAGUAUAUUUAUGAUUUUAUGUGUCAUCCCUGACACUUGUUGAUGAUGAUGAUGGUUAGUGUCAGCUUAUAUGAUUAUCAGCAUGAAAUUAUGGUAGAAUUAAAGUAUUGUUUUAAUUUUUAUAGUGUG
Trichobilharzia szidati is the source of this 1449-nucleotide messenger RNA. The record is from the annotation of a GenBank genome assembly. Lineage: Eukaryota; Metazoa; Platyhelminthes; Trematoda; Strigeidida; Schistosomatidae.